Messenger RNA from Daphnia magna, 1272 nucleotides. Its product is annotated as alpha-(1,3)-fucosyltransferase C-like. Gene Ontology annotation, cellular component: membrane. NCBI's taxonomy places the organism in Eukaryota, Metazoa, Arthropoda, Branchiopoda, Diplostraca, Daphniidae. The record is from RefSeq and is a predicted model, not a curated record. Bases 1 to 1194 code for a protein of 397 amino acids. Gene Ontology annotation, molecular function: alpha-(1->3)-fucosyltransferase activity. The transcript has 2 exons.
AUGAACAUUUUACGGUUUUACCUGCUGAAUAUUAGUGUAGUAUUGCUCGAAGCAUCUUUUCUUGCUACUGGUUUGCUUCACGAAAAAGACAAUUGCCCAUCGUCAAACCAAAUCGAUUCCGCUCAAGUGGACAGAGACAGCGACCUAGUGACAAAGAAUGAGCCGUCAUCAAUUGAAGCAGAUCAUUCAAACAGCAAGCCCAAAAUCAUCCUGUUUUGGAACACAUUUCACAAUCAAACUGACAUGAUGUUCGGCUUCGGUCAACAGCCGUUCAUUGAUGCCGGAUGUCAAAUCACGAACUGCCUCACCACCGACGACAGAAGUCUAUUCAGCCAAAGUGACGGAGUUGUCAUUCACGCAGGCGAUUACGAAGAACGUGACCUGCCAACUGACCGUUCUCCUGAUCAAACAUUCAUUUUCCUAAAUCAAGACCCACUUGCCAAUGAAUCCCGUUUACCGUGUUUUUCUCAUCCGCAUUUCUACAACUGGACCAUGACCCAUCGGCGGGAUUCAGACGUUUACUUCGGCACGCCGUACGCUGCGAUAAGGCGUCGAGAGAACACGGAGAUCAGCAAUCUAAUCUCAUCAAGACAACACUGUUUUCAAUUAGCCAAUAGAAAAAAGCUGAUCGUUUGGUUUAACUCGCGUUGUUCGACGCAGAGUCAACGUGAACAUUACGUCAAACAAUUGGCCGAAUUUAUUCCGGUGGACAUUUACGGCAAAUGUGGCGCGCUCGAGUGUUUGCCACGAAACGAUCCCCACUGCGAGACACGCCUACUGGCCCAUUACAAAUUUUAUUUAGCGGCCGAAGAUUCUCUCUGCCCUGACUACAUCACAGAACAUUUUUACCACGCACUAAUGAACAACAUUGUCCCUGUAGUUUACGGUGGAGCUGAUUACACUCAAUUUGCUCCGCUGAAUUCGUACAUCAACGUUGCCGAUUUCAAAUCGGCCAAGGACUUGGCCGAGUAUCUAAUGUUGUUGCAUAACAACGACGCUCUGUAUAGAAAACAUUUUGAUUGGAAACAAGAUUACGAGUUGAUACGGAAACCAUCGAACGGUUGGUGCAAUUUGUGUCAGAAAUUAAACGAUCCAGCGAGGGUGAGGAAAAGCUACCAAGAUUUGUUCCAGUGGUGGAAUGAACAAGUUCCUUGUUGGCCGGGAUCGUCCUAUUUAGCUACAAUUCAAUCCUAGAGUGAAAUGUAUCUCGUACGAUGACAUGUAUAAUUAUUUCAUGAACGUUUGAUUGUCAAUACAUUUUCAUUCGAUGCG